UAUAUUUUAAUAUGGCUGACAUGAUAGUUAUUGAUUUUCGCUAAUUUUUUGUGAAAAUUCGUAUGUAGUAUAAAUUUAAUUAGAUUGUAAGAUUAUUUUAAGUAACUGUUAUUUUUAUUCGAUAUGGAUAAUACAUCCGAAAGGCGAUUGUGGAUUGGUAAUUUAGAUCCACGGAUAAAUGAGUUUCAACUAUUAAAAUUGAUGCAAAAACAUGGAACUAUUGAAAAGUUUGAUCUACUAUUUUAUCGAACGGGUCCUAUGGCUGGACAACCACGUGGCUAUGCGUUUGUAACAUUUAAGAAAAACGACGAGGCUGAAAUUGCAAAAGAUGCAUUAAAUAACAAAUUAGUUGGGAAUAAGAAAAUCAUCGUCAAAUGGGCCCACAGUAUUAAUGAGACUAAUAUGAACAAAGAAACACCACAUUUAAAUAUACCAGUAUUAGCGGGACCAGCAAAAGGUGUAAAAAGACCAAAUCGUGAAUCUCAAAUUCAAGCUAUUGAAGCGAAAUUAAAAUUUAUGAAUAGGACUAGUUUAUCACCAGAAUUCGAAAUUAAAACUCCAACGACAUUGAUUAGUAAAAACUUAAGCCAGAAUAAAGGUGAAAGUUCACAUAAUAAAUCGAAACAACAGUAUUCUCGAAAAGAAAUUAAACGAAAAUAAUUAAAGCGAACAAAUUAUAUUUAUUAAAUAUGAACUUAAGACUGUAUAAAU
Messenger RNA from Chrysoperla carnea, 711 nucleotides. Its product is annotated as probable RNA-binding protein 18. Lineage: Eukaryota; Metazoa; Arthropoda; Insecta; Neuroptera; Chrysopidae. Bases 124 to 660 code for a protein of 178 amino acids. Gene Ontology annotation, molecular function: RNA binding. The transcript has 3 exons. The record is from RefSeq and is a predicted model, not a curated record.